AUGGCAAUGGCAGCAGUAGCAGUAGUGACAGAAGCGGUACCAUUAAUAGCAGAAGCAACAGUAGCAGUACCAGCUAGCAGUAGCAAAACAACCAGUAGCAGCAAAAGAAAUGCCAGUGGAAGUAGUACUAUAGAAUUACCAGCAAAAACAUUACCAGUAGUAGCAGUACCAACUGUAGCAGUGCCAGCAAUAAUAGAAGUAUCAGCAGAAGCAAAAGCAGCAGUAGCAGCGAAAGGAGAACAAGCAGAAAGAGAGGCAGCAGUUGCAGCAAAGGCAAUACAAGUAGUAGCAUUAGCGGCUGGAUCAGUGCCAGCAAAAGCAGUAGUAACAGUAGGAGCAGCAGCAAAUGCAAUAUCAACAGUACCAGUACCAGCAAUAGGGGUACAAUCAGUAGUAGUAGCAGCAGACGAAGUACUAGCAGUAGCAGUGAGUAGCAGCAGUAUAAGCAGUAGAAGUACAAAUAGAAGCAAAAGCAGCAGAAGCAGUAAGCAUAAGUAG
Molecule: messenger RNA, 498 nt
Organism: Mercenaria mercenaria
Lineage: Eukaryota; Metazoa; Mollusca; Bivalvia; Venerida; Veneridae
Exons: 2
Coding region: 1-498 (165 amino acids)
Source: RefSeq, a predicted model, not a curated record